CUGUUAAAUAAAUGUUUUCAACGCGUACAGAAUGAUGGCCGAAUCCCUAUUGGACAUGUAGAAAACUACAUGAAGUGUACAGGACGCCGUGUCGUGCCCUACAAAGUGCAGUUAGAAAGACAGGAAGGCGAUUGGACUUUGCUCAAUCAAACUGAAAAUCUGAUCAAAGAGCAAUGAACUGCAUUGUGAAAGCUGCUGCUUUGGGAAGAAGAGGCCUGUGGCUUCCUACUCUUAACGCUGUUAGAGCCAUGUCGACUCCAGGAGGCCCCACUCCACCUUUCACCACCCUGUCAAUCACCCAUCCAGCCAAUCACGUCACUCAUGUUGAGCUGCAUCGCCCAGAGAAACGCAAUGCUAUGAACAAGGCCUACUGGAGUGAAAUGGUAGAUUGCUUCAAUCAGAUCUCUAAAGAUCCAGAGUGCCGUGUCGUGGUGUUCUCGGGUGCCGGGAAAUUGUUCACUGCAGGUAUCGACAUUAUGGACUUGGCUGGUGAUUUGCUGCAGCCCCAAGGAGACGAUAGUGCCAGGAUAGCAUGGUAUCUUCGUGGCAUCAUUUCCAAAUACCAGAACACGUUCUCAGUUAUUGAAAAGUGUCCCAAGCCGGUGGUGGUGGCAGUGCAUGGCGCCUGUGUGGGAGCAGGAGUGGAUCUAAUCACAGCCUGUGAUAUUCGUCUAUGCACACAGGACGCCUGGUUUCAGGUGAAGGAAGUCGAUGUUGGCCUGGCAGCAGACGUUGGCACUUUGCAGCGUCUCCCUAAAGUGAUUGGCAGUCGUAGCUUGGUGAAUGAUUUAGCACUUACUGCAAGGAAAAUGUAUUCUGAUGAAGCCAAGACCUGUGGACUAGUAAGUCGUGUAUUCUCUGAUAAAGAGUCAAUGAUGGCUGGAGCUCUGGAAAUAGCAGGUGAGAUCGCAAGCCGUAGUCCUGUCGCUGUCCAGGGAACCAAAAUCAACCUCCUGUACUCCAGAGAUCACAGUGUGACUGAGGGCCUGGACUACAUGGUUACUUGGAACAUGAGCAUGUUGCAGACACAGGACCUUGUGAAGUCAGCGCAGGCGGCGUUGGAGAAGAAGAGCCCUAAAGACGUGCCCUACUCCAAGCUCUAAAGAAAUAAGAGAAGAUGAUUCAAAGCUUUUUAUGCUUUCUGUUGAAUCAGCAGGGCAAUCCGGAGACUUCAUAUUCAUAUCCACAUAUCCAUGUUCUUCCUUUUAAAUCUAAUAGACGAUUUAGAUGAGUCAAAAUACUCAUUGCUGUUGUUGGAUUAUUGUUAAUUAAUUAGUUUGAUAUUUGCAGCUGCUCUACAUUGUAACUGAUACUCCAGUGUGUGAUUUAAAUGUUAUGUUUGUUUAACUCCAUAAUGGUUGACCUAGUUCACUAGUUGUAGAACAAAAAGUAAAACAAAAAUAAAAUAAAAAAAUUUACACGA
Messenger RNA from Clarias gariepinus (North African catfish), 1423 nucleotides. RefSeq names its product enoyl CoA hydratase 1, peroxisomal (gene ech1). Gene Ontology annotation, cellular component: mitochondrion. The coding region runs from base 174 to 1103 and encodes 309 amino acids. The transcript has 10 exons. Gene Ontology annotation, molecular function: delta(3,5)-delta(2,4)-dienoyl-CoA isomerase activity. NCBI's taxonomy places the organism in Eukaryota, Metazoa, Chordata, Actinopteri, Siluriformes, Clariidae. The record is from RefSeq and is a predicted model, not a curated record.